Molecule: messenger RNA, 600 nt
Organism: Cydia strobilella
Lineage: Eukaryota; Metazoa; Arthropoda; Insecta; Lepidoptera; Tortricidae
Exons: 1
Coding region: 1-600 (199 amino acids)
Source: RefSeq, a predicted model, not a curated record
AUGAAGGAGAUGGGCGAUAGUACGCACGGUGUCGACUCCGACAUCGAAUCGAACACGGCAUUCAAGCCUACCUCCACAUUGGUAGCGCGAUCUCCGCCGCAUAAAUGCACAUCAAAUCCUGAUUUGUCAUCGGAAUUUCGUAAACGUAAAUACGACAAAAUGACAAACAUAUCAGAAGAGGUCAAGGAAACGAUCGAGCUUAAGUUUUCAAGCUUGCAGGAUAACAUUACUGCCACCAUAAACACAGCCCUGGCCGCCGGCUUGGCAACUGAGCUCGCUAAAAUCUCCAACACAUUGAGCCAAAUUCAACUCGACAUUCAAAAGGUUAAUCAAGACAACACCACCAUCAACCAAACAUUAGAUGAAGUCAAGAAUCGCCUGACACACGCAGAGAAUUCACUUCAAUAUUCCGGCUCGCGUCAGGACUCUUAUGAGGAAAGACUGCGUUCUGUUGAAUCCAGCAUGUCGUCAUCACAAGGUCAAGCUGACCGUAUCCAGACUCUUGAACGCAACAUAGAUAAAUUGGAACAACAAUCGCGAACGAAUAAUAUUGAAAUAUGCGACAUGCCUGAGAAGCGAGGCGAAAACCUGAUGACAUAG